This is a messenger RNA of Cladocopium goreaui, 1263 nucleotides long. Lineage: Eukaryota; Dinophyceae; Suessiales; Symbiodiniaceae. The record is from the annotation of a GenBank genome assembly.
AUGUCAGGCCGUGGCGCGCAAUGGUUUGUCGAGCCAUCUCAUCGAGUGGGCGCUUUCUAUCUAGGCAUGGGAGUGAACAAAGCCCUUUCCAUCGUACAGAAAAUGGGAAGCCUGGACUGUGCAGAAAUGAGCUUUGAUGAGCGGCAGCCUUUCAGUGUCGACCUGACUCUCCGGUUGCCUACGUGGGGGCUUCAGCUUUGCUUUGAUUCCUAUCAGCAGGACCUUCGCUUAAUUUCCGUGCGCUUGCAGGAGGUUGAACGUGUGCGAGAAGAGGCUCGGCCAGAACUGGUCUACAGCGGUCAGAAAUUUACAGCAUCGAGUCUUCGAGAGGUUUAUCAGACGUUCGGUCCCACUUGGAUUGGUGAUUUUCAACAUCAACCAGCUGCAUACUUGUUGAAAUAUCCUGGCCUAGCUUUCGAAUUCCCUUUGCCGCAGGAAAUGGUGGAAACGCUUGCUGCGAAAGGAGAGCAUCCUAUGGACGUUGCAGGGAGUGCAUCCUUAUUGUGGGUAUUCGCAGCGCAGGCUUCGGUGCAGAGCCCUUGUUCUGCUGUGCCGGAGCUCUUGGAGGCAGUGAGUGUUCUGCCUGGAAUCGGUGUCCAACUCCAAGGGCGGACCUUGCGCUUUGGUGCAAUGCCACAGGAUGUUGUGUCUGAUUUUGGGCCACCACAGCAGGUUUGCAUCAAAGAUGUUGAUGCAUUUCGGAUCCACUCUGCACGGGCGCCGUCAAAAAGUCUUGACUACUACUACAACUACUUCUAUUAUGGCUUGGAUGCUCUGUUUGACGGGCAAACACAUUUGUUGCAGAAGAUUGUUCUGCACCUGAAUCCCCCCACGCACGAGCGGUUCUCGCGGUAUACGCGCUGUUUUUUCCAACUGAUCCUUGAAGACCAGGAAGCUGAAGCAGAAGCGGCGGGAGAUGCUAUUCUUGCCGAGGACAAAGAUCCAUCUGGUGAGGACUCCCCCGCAGAGCAAAAGGAUGAGCAGGUCGAGCCGAGCCACCAUGUUGCAAGUACCCGACCGAAAGCCUGUGUGGAUGUGCGGUGGCAAUGGCCUGAAAUCGAGGAGGCGCUAUGCCGCGUGGCUGGUUUGACAAAAAGCAAGCCCUUCGUGAUGGAUCAAGAAGGCUACACUUCCUUCGGCAAAACCUACUUCUACGGCUUUCCAGGUUUGGUCUUUGAGGUGAUGCAAAACGGGUACCUGGCAUCGCUGACAAUCUUUGCAGUUCAUGCUUGUCGGCUGCCAGCAGCCUUCCAGAGGAGUUAG